UUUCUAGGGACGGGACCCUGUCAUGUUUCACUGAUCGACCCCUCCCGACCAGCGAAUGACAAGUGUGCAUUCGAGGGUGGGGCUUGCCUCAGUCUCUCAUAAUUGGCUGCUGGAUGGAAUUAAGGUGAAUGGAACACAUGCCCAAGGAGCAGGACUCUAACCCAUCAGAGGGAGAGGAGAAAGGGUGGCUCAAUGGCCCGAAAAGGAAGAGGAAGAACAGCCAAUGUUCAGUGAAGAGUAUGACUGUUGUCUCUAAUUUAGGGUAUAUACCCAGCUACCUCGAAAAGGAUGAGCCAUGCGUGGUGUGUGGCGACAAGGCCACAGGUUACCACUACCGCUGCAUUACAUGCGAGGGCUGCAAGGGAUUUUUCCGCAGGACCAUACAAAAGAACCUCCACCCCGCCUACUCCUGUAAGUAUGACUGCUGCUGCAUCAUCGACAAGAUCACCCGCAACCAGUGCCAGCUAUGCCGCUUCAAGAAGUGUAUCGCAGUGGGCAUGGCAAUGGACUUGGUGCUCGAUGAAUCGAAGCGGGUUGCUAAACGGCGGCUGAUUGAGCAGAACAGGGAGAAACGCAAAAAGGAGGAAAUGGUGAAGACCCUCCAGAACCGUCCAGAGCCCACAGGGGCCGAGUGGGAGCUGAUCCGCCAUGUCACGGAGGCCCAUCGACACACCAAUGCUCAGGGUGCACAGUGGAAACAGAAGCGAAAAUUCCUGCCGGACAAAAUUGGCCAGUCCCCGGUUACCCCCACAUCAGAUGGAGACAAGGUGGACCUGGAGGCCUUCAGCGAGUUCACCAAGAUCAUCACUCCUGCCAUCACUCGCGUCGUCGACUUUGCCAAAAAACUGCCCAUGUUCUCUGAGCUGCCUUGUGAAGACCAGAUCAUCCUGUUGAAGGGCUGCUGCAUGGAGAUCAUGUCACUGCGAGCUGCCAUCCGCUACGAUCCCGAGAGCGAGACGCUCACGCUGAGCGGGGAGAUGGCUGUGAAGCGCGAGCAACUGAAGAACGGCGGCUUGGGCGUGGUGUCGGACGCCAUCUUCGAUUUGGGCAAGAGCCUGGCACAGUUCAACCUAGAUGACACGGAGGUGGCGCUGUUGCAGGCCGUGCUGCUGAUGAGCUCAGACCGCUCCGGCCUGACCUGUGUGGACAAGAUCGAGAAUUGCCAGGAGACCUACCUGCUGGCGUUUGAGCACUACAUCAACUACCGCAAGCACAACAUUCCCCACUUCUGGCCGAAGCUCCUGAUGAAGGUGACGGACCUGCGCAUGAUCGGGGCGUGCCACGCCAGCCGCUUCCUUCACAUGAAGGUGGAGUGUCCCAACGAACUCUUCCCUCCGCUCUUCCUGGAGGUCUUCGAGGACCAGGAGGUGUGACACGCAUCUGCGACCAUGCGCGUGGAAGAGGAAGCUGGUGCUAAACGGUAGAUGGGGAAGGGCCAUCGGUUUUUUGGUAGGGGAAGGAUGGAGGGAGAGAGAGCCCUCUCGGCAGGAAUCUGCUUUUCUCCGCCGUCACAUUUACCGCAUGUGAUUUGGAAAAAAAAAAAAACUGGAAACAAUAAUAGCAAAAACAACACACCAGCAACAGGAGAGUCGAGCAAACAAAGGAGUUUGUCUUUUUGAACACCCUCUCCUCCACCUCUUUCCCUUCCUUUUACUUACCCCAGUUUUAAAUCCGUGUGGGGGGCCCUUCUGUCUGAGCAUGAUGUCUUAUCUAGCAAGAGUUGUAGCCAUUUGCCAAGACACACACACACACACACAACACACACAAACACACACAAACACACACACAGCCUGUUCCACCUCAGUUCUUCAGAGCAGAGCUCUUUGCACGGGUCUGUUCCCUCUCUGUUUUUUGUAGCGGUCAAAACUUCACAUGUCAUGAAUUCAGUGUCUCUUCAGCAUCAGUGCUGACCAGCACCUCUCAGUAUUAUUCAUGAGUAAAGAGAUGAGAAAGUAAGGUCAACAACACUCCACCUUCAUGCAGGCACACACACACACACAUAUAUAUAUAUAUACAAUCAGCAAACACUGCACAUUGAAAUUUCAGUAGAUGUUAAUUCCUCUAGUGUUUCACACAGCUUUAGUAAAGCUGCCAGACCUAUUUGUUACCAAUUUUUCAACUCAAUCUGAGCCGUUACAGCUGUUUUUGGAGCUACUUCUUCUUAGAUCUCUGUGAAACCGGUGCUAUAUUUAUAUCAGGCUACUCCAGUUUAAUGAAACUUGUGUUGUCAACCUUUGAAAAACCGCGCAGACCGUGGCUCCAUAUCUACCUUCAUUUUAUGUCAUUGGACCGGCUCCUGUGACAUGUAGUACACAUUACACACACACACACACACACACACACAUACUGACACAUAUAAGCAGACUUGCCUAGUCACUGCUCACGCUGCUCAUGCCAGCAGCCCGGCAUCUUAUGAAUAACAAUUAAGCCCUUCUCUGUCUCUCGCACCAAGGAGUUACUGCAACGAUAGAAGGGAGAGACACUUGGAGGCGGAGAGGCGGUGGGGGGGGGGGAACUAGAUUUAAUAGCUGGAGUGUAAAUUCAGAGCCAGGGGUCGAGAGUAAAUCUUGCAAACCCGGCCUCCAAAAAGGUUUUGAAUAGCAGCAACCACCAGCAGGACCGCAAAGCUCAUCUGACACACACACACACACAUUUUCUCUGUCUCCUUUGCUCUCCCUCUCUCCUACACACAAACACACACACACACACACACACACACUUUAACACAUAUACAUAAAAAAGACAACAUCACCUCAGAGUAACGUGAAUGCCUCAUUUUACUGUAUUCACUGCGUGGCAGUGUCGAUAUACAGCCCUAACCUGCAGGGUUUGUACAGAGUCCUCUCCUCAUGGACUCAGCUCAGUGUGGCCCCUCCAGGCUUCCAUACACAUUUGCCUUUUUUUUUUACCAUGGGCAUCACUGAGAGCAGGCAAAUGCCAAGAAGGCUACCAUUUACCUCAAUGUGGACACACCCCUAGGCUGGGGCAGCAAUACUGCCCCUGUGGUUUCAGGCACUACCUCACCUCUGUGGGCACAGGGCAGCUGCCCACAGCCUCCACACAGACAUAAUCCAUUCAAGUUGACGCAUGUGUUGCUGAACACACAAAAUGUGCAGAUUUUUUUUUGAUUUUUUUUUUUUUCCUCGUGUAGAUGCACACUUGCAGUCACGGAAAGACAAAACACUCACAGCAUACGUACACACACACCCUCAGUGCUAUCACUUGGUUAAAAAAAGAAAAUGAAAUACCACUGAAGACAGGAGGGCCUGCCAUCGCCCUGGAAGCUCUUACCAACUCCAGGGAAUGGUACCCAUUACAUUCGGGUUAUUUCUUUUUUUCUUUUUUUUUUUUGUUAUAUGGGACCAAGUGUCAUCUUUUGAAAAUUUGGAUUUACUUAUUUCUGAAAAGAAGCAACGAAGGACAGCGUGGAUGUCCGGCCCUGCUGACACCCAAGGAUAAGGAUAAGAUGAGCGAUGAAGAGUAAUUGAAAACCAGUGGUGGCUACGUCCGUUGAAUUAGUAUGUAUAGACGGGGCAGUUUCUGUCUGCGACAUGGUGAUCUUCCACAGUUCACCUAUGAUGUCGGCCAUUGGGUCUUGAUAUAAUAUUCUAAUGGAAAUGAAUUUUUUUCCCCAUGCAUGGACAGUGCACUAGGACUUAAAGUAAAAAAAAAAAAAAAGAUGGGAUGUUUUCAACUGAAAUGAAACGCCGUAGUUCCAUGCACUUUACCAAUGCUCACAACUAAAUCACUAAUAUCUUGUGAGGGAGAAUCCAACUGCGAUGAUCGUAGUGUAUUAGCCAAAUGACCGUACAAGAAUAUGGAUUUGAUUUAAAGAAAAAUUUUAAAAAAAUAAAUAAAAGCCCAAUCUGUUCAUUCCAAUUCUGGGGCCAAGCCAAAACUAACUGGGUUUACCACUCAUACAAGAAGAGAAUGAGAAGAGAGACUAAGAAAAAUCUGUUUUAUAUCCAAUGUCGAGCAGUAGUUCAUACUGGGCACUUGUACAGGACGGGUGAAAAUGCACCCCUCAGAAGAACCUGCACAGUGGAACCUGUAGCAGGAAUCAUGGGGGACUGUCACAGACGGCGAAGCGUGGCUGCUUCAAGCAGCGCCGGUGAGAGAGGGAAGAAAUGGAGCACCACCUCGGGGGCACAAUGGGCAGAGUUUGGUCUGACUCUCAGAAGAAGAAUCCACCUCCUUAAAGCACUUCACCACUUCCAGAGAUCCAUCCCCUGCCCUGGCUUACCCAUCCUUACUCUAGCCCAUGACAGUGCUCCUUGUGGAGCCUUGUUCUGUUGAAUUGCACCCCCACCUUUAUGAAAGCCCCCCACCUAGCCUGGCUGGUGGAAUUUUUGCACUACUGCGUCCUCCCUCAUAAACCCCCUUCCCCAUUGAAAUUAAACCAUUUAAACCAUUGUCCCAUGUUGGAUUACACAAUUUAAUUAAAUUCCCCCCUCGCCCUAAAUGGGGCAUGCUGACCUGCUCUGUGUAACAGAGACUGGCAGUUGCAGUGGGCUCAGUCCCAAACCUGUCUUGUUGUCAGUAUUAGACCAACAGCACACGACCGUCACCCCUAACCCAACCAGGGAAGGAGAUCCCUGUGUCGAGGAGAUGGGAAAGCUGUUUAGCUUUUUACCAAUUCUCUCUGUAGAGCUCAUCUUCUUAUCAUCGUCCUUCAGGUAGAGUCAGUCCAGUGGCUUGUCAAAUUUGGAGCCCUCCUUCAGACAGAUCCCUCUUCAAUGUCAACCUCUCUCCCCCUCCCUCCCUCUUUCCCCAAGCACCCGAGCUAUCUUACCCCCUCACCUCUAGGUGGGUUGUCCCUAGUUUGACCCUGAAUCAUUGAAACCAAAUUGGGAUCCAGGCCUCUCCCUUGUGAGACAAGGCUGGCCAUAAUUGCCCUUAAGAGUGGCGCCACCGAAUGAAUGUGAAAGGCAAAGCAGCAGCGAAACCUCAACAAGAGACUUGAGCGCGAGAAUGUGAGGAUGUAAGAGAAGAAGAAGACGCGGGACGGGAGACAAAAAAAAAAAAAAAAAAAGCUGAGGGUCUCUACCCUCACUGCCAUCACUGACAAUGGGGGUGAGCGAGGGUGACGUGGACGGUUGUAGAGACAAUUUUAACAAACACUGGGAAGAAGGAGGCGGCAGUACGGUCUCCCCUUCACUUCCAACAACAGCCCCACGUGAGCCCCCCGCUCCUAUGUCAGCUGGGAACGCCAAAUGUCCCCCUGCAGCUCCCUCAGAAAGGAUAACCUCCAACGUUCAUACGGUGAGGAUCAGGAAGCAAUCCAUUCCAGAGAUUCAAGGUUUGGAAUUCCAAGCCGCCUUGGUUAAAAGAACUUGAAAAGCAGGAGGAAGAAAAAAAAAGAGAAACAUUGACAUCCUUUCUUCUUGUGAGCUGACUGGGUAUGUGUGUGACAGUAGGGGUUAUAAUGCUGCUUUAGAGUGAGAAAAAAAAGGUAUAUGAAAUGAUUAUAAAUCCAUAAAAGAGAUGACUUUGAAAAAAGAGACUCCUGAAUACAAAUUACUGGGGAUUUUUCUUUUUAUCAUUUUCUUAUUUUAUUUUUUUUUUUCUGUUGUUUUUUUGACGCUUAAACUGCUCUGUGUAAAAGAGGGAAAAAAGAGCUGUCGUCACUUUUUGACCAUGCGUGCAGUGUAGUAAUAGAGAAUAUUUCACUUCUUUUUUCACAUCUAUAGUUUGUGUUGAGAAGCCAACUGAUCUGUUUUGUCUGUGUGUGUCUGUCCAGUUGUCCGUCCCCUCUUAUCAGGAGGAAUUUUCAACCAACAACAAAACAGGAAUUUCUUCUUCUUCUUCUUUUUACAUGUUUGUUUUUUUAUGAAAUACAACUUUGGAGAAAAAAAAAACACAAACAGGAAGAAAAAAAAUGCAACAGGAACUGAAAAUACGAAAAAAAAAAAAAAAGUAAAACUCAACAAUCUUGUCAUACCUCACUCAACACAAAACUCAAAGGAACUUGGGAGGAGUCAUAUUCAGCAGGCACAUGUGAAAGUUCAGUGAUGCAUAUAUAAAGAUUUAAAAAAAAAACAGAACAAAACAAAUGUAUAUGUUAAGAUAAUAAUGUGCUUGUGUGUACGCAUCAGUUAGAAGUUGCGAAAGGACUCUUUCCCUCAAGCUUUGGCGCUCUCUAUCUUAAUGAUUUGUAUCUCGGGAAACGAGUGGAGACGCGAAAGAAAACUAUCCGAGCCCGGAAAACGGCGCAGUCUACAGACGGUUAACUCAAAAUGUGAAUGGCCCAGAGACUGAGGGACAGAGACCUUUGUCAUGGCUGAGUGUUUUAUGGUAUUGAAUGUAGCUGACAGGAGGGGGCUGGACCUGAGCCUGGCACCCACAACCUAACUUCCACACACCAGCAGCAAGGAUAGUGGUGUCACACCGAGGUUACAAAUGACCAACGAAACUGAGAAUAUAUAUUGCCCGUCUGCAAGGUGCAAUACUAUGUUAUGUAUUUUUGUAUGUUUUUUUUCUGUUUUUUUGUUUUGUUUUUAUUUUUACAUUUUAAUUUUGGCCAUAACCAGGGUGUAAAUACAAAAAAAAAAACACACACACACAACACAGGGGAAAUAAUUGCAAAGUGAAUUUAACCACCCCCUCCCCCUCCAUCCCAUUGUCAUGUAAGAGAUAAGGAAGAAAACCCCAUAAUGUGUAACGCUUCUUUACAUUAGUAUGUGUGCUCUCUCUCUCGUGCAUGCAGACCCAUAUUCAGAAGUGCUCCGUGAUAUUAAUCCGAAACCCUGUGCCUCCUCUGGUUUGCAAAGAGAUAUUUGUAUCCCUCAUGUUGUCACCACAUGACACCACAUAGACAUGAAUGCUUAUAGCCGUGUGUGUGUGUGUGUGUGUGUGUGCAUUAUAGGAUCAGAUUUUCCAAACUAUGUGUGUGUGUGUGUCAGGAGCAGCCACAGUGGCUAAAGGGCAGGAGGACAGCAAAUGUCUUUUGUUUUGUUUUUUAGGUGGACGAUAUCGAGAUAUAAAUAGAUCAAUGCUGUGAAUGUGAGGCUAACCUGGCUGCUACACACGCACAUUAUAGUUGGAAUAGCCCCCGCCCCCCCCAUGUGUCCAUAUGUUCAUCGUCUCCUAGAAGCCGGCCUUAAAUGUCACAAGCAGUCGAGGGACUUUAAAGGGCCCUAAAAUUAGAUGGUGUGAACAGGCAGAUAAUUCCUGUCCAUAACUCACUAAACAUUCAUGUAUUAAAAACGGGACAAAAGUCUAAAUAUCUGCAUUCUAACACACAUGCACAUGACUCAGUGGGUCAGUCUAACCAGGGAUCAGGCUAACACUAAAAGAGCUAAUCAAAGAACAUCAGCGUUUUGCCUUUCAAAAUAAAGGUCAACAUCUGCACCCUCACGACUCAUGGAGGCUGGCUUCGCGGGGGCCGGCGAGCGCACCGUCCCUCCGUAGAUGUUAUGAUCCUUGUUUCUCUCACAUGUUGACACGUUGGGGGGGGGAUGGGGUCGAAGAUUGUCUGUGAUGUUCUUAUUUUUAUGGUUGUGUUUGGGUCCUGUCCCCACCUCCCCACCCCACCCCACCAUGCCAAAUGUAGUUUGUAAAAAACAUGCAAGUAGCAAGAUGUCUAUGCAAUUUCCCUCCAACUCCCUCCAAAUUAAAAAAUAAAAUAAAAUACAA
Molecule: messenger RNA, 7635 nt
Organism: Solea solea (common sole)
Lineage: Eukaryota; Metazoa; Chordata; Actinopteri; Pleuronectiformes; Soleidae
Gene: thrab
Product: thyroid hormone receptor alpha b
Exons: 8
Coding region: 129-1373 (414 amino acids)
Biological process (GO): positive regulation of transcription by RNA polymerase II; negative regulation of transcription by RNA polymerase II; retinoic acid receptor signaling pathway
Molecular function (GO): zinc ion binding; RNA polymerase II cis-regulatory region sequence-specific DNA binding; nuclear receptor activity
Source: RefSeq, a predicted model, not a curated record